Rhea pennata is the source of this 655-nucleotide messenger RNA. Its product is annotated as chromosome partition protein Smc-like. Lineage: Eukaryota; Metazoa; Chordata; Aves; Rheiformes; Rheidae. The transcript is spliced from 4 exons. The record is from RefSeq and is a predicted model, not a curated record. Bases 58 to 456 code for a protein of 132 amino acids.
UUGGGGGGGGGGGAACUGGGAGCCACUGGGAGCCGCUGGGAGCCGCUGGGAGCCCCGAUGGCCGCGGAUCGCCUGGAGCCGCCGGGCGCUUUCGGGCCGCCGGUUCUCGUCCCCCCGUCGCACUUCCAGCCCCGCUCGGCCGCCGCCAGGCCCCUGCCCCCCUCGGGGGCGGAGCUAGAGGCUGAGAGGAGGCGGAGCCAAGGCCUGGAGGCGGAGCUAGAGGCCGAGAGGAGGCGGAGCCAAGGCCUGGAGGCGGAGCUUGAUGCAGAGAGGAGGCGGAGCCAAGGCCUGGAGGCGGAGCUAGAGGCCGAGAGGGGGCGGAGCCAAGGCCUAAGGGUGGAGCUGGAGGCGGAGCAGGGGCGGAGUCAAAGUCUGGAGGCGGAGCUUGCCACAGCAAGGAGGCGGAGCCAAGGCCUGGAGGCGGAGCUUGAGGCCGAGAGGAGACCCCCCCCGUGAGCCCCCUUUGCCCCCCCGUGUCCCCCCACGGCCCCCCCCUCGUGUUUCCCCUGUUGCCCCUGCCCCCCCCAUGACCCCCACAGCCCCCCCACGCCCCCCGUGUCCCCGCCCCCGCCCCCCCACGUCCCCCGUGCCCCCCCCGUGUGCCCCCCCAUGUGGCCCCCCGUCCCACCCGUGCCCCCCAAUGUCCCCCCCACGC